AAAGUAUCACAGAAAAUACUUAAUACUAUAUUAUUAUUUAAAAAUAUUAUUACUACCGUGGUAGCCUUUAAUCCCAUCUAUUAUACAGCAAGUGCGUGGGCAGUCGUUUCCCUUAGAUUAAUAAUAAGCCAUAUUACUAUCAAUCCAGAGCAGGAGGAGACUAACAUUCUUAAUUAUAAAUGGCGCGAAAUCGAGUUAACUUACAAGAUACCUUAUUUAAUUUAUUAG
This is a messenger RNA of Aspergillus steynii IBT 23096, 228 nucleotides long. RefSeq lists its product as uncharacterized. The record is from RefSeq and is a predicted model, not a curated record. The annotation marks the transcript as partial. Lineage: Eukaryota; Fungi; Ascomycota; Eurotiomycetes; Eurotiales; Aspergillaceae. The transcript has a single exon.